Messenger RNA from Durio zibethinus, 3479 nucleotides. NCBI's taxonomy places the organism in Eukaryota, Viridiplantae, Streptophyta, Magnoliopsida, Malvales, Malvaceae. The record is from RefSeq and is a predicted model, not a curated record.
CACCAAAACUUCUCAGGCAUUCUUAGAAUUUCAAACGUCCAUAGAUAAUCAAAAGUUGCGAUUGAUAAAUUUUUUUUUUUAACUAGUAAAAUUAAUGCUCAAAGGCUUGGACUUUCUUUGGGACAUUAAGAUUGGGCUGGUCUGUCUCUCGGCAACCUUUGUAAACUUACACAAGUCUCUUACUUCUAGUUGUAGCCCACUCUUCUUUUUCCUUUUUCUUAUUAUAUCUAAUUUUGGGUCAAAACAGCAAAUUGAGAAGGAGAAACGGAACCCCACUUUCCUAAUUUGUUCAGUCUCUCUCUAAUCUCUAUAUCUCUCACUCACAUUUGAUAGUCUGUUCUCCAACGCUAGGAAGCCAAGGGGGGGUGCAUGUUUCUAGAAAACUCAUUGAAAGGAGCAGUUAUUUCUGAUUCUCAUUUUGAGCAUUUGCUAUCAUCAUCACCAAUCAUCAUCAGCAACAAGCAACAAAAACCAAAAUAGUUCUCUCUGUCUCUCUCUCUGGUGCACACUAUAUAUUUAUCUAUAUUCUUAGUGGCUUACCUGAUGUGGUGUAAGGCCCUUAAUGAGAACCAGUUACUUAAUAAUGUGGAUGACCAUACUUAGCUAUGAGAUCUGAGGUCUUUUUUGAUCAGUUUGAAUCUUGUCUUAAAUGUGUAACUGCAUAAUUAGCAUUAUAUACUGUGGAAAUCUUUGGGUUGUGAUUUUCUUCUAUAGAGACUACAGUAUAGAAAAGUUUAUGCUGCUGCUUGCUGCUAUUGCGUCAUUAUUGUUGUGUCUUCAACUCUGAAGAAGUGGAUUGGCUUUUAUAAAAACCAUGACCUCCACUGUUUUUUGACUAUGAUAUUUGAUAAGGGAAUUGUCUGUUAUCUUCCUGAAAGUUGUUAUGGGCCUUUCUGGAUAGUGCUAUGCAGUUAUGGUUAUGGAGUAUGGUAUUAGAUAUUUGUUUCUUGGGAUAUAUUUUAAUCUGACACUUACUGCUUUUUGUCCAAUGAUGGAAAAACUCAUUUUGAUUUUGCAGUUCUGGUUUUCAAUUCAACCCUAGCUUUUAUGCAACACCACAUUCAUUCUCUCUCUCUCUCUCUCUCUCUCUAUGUGCACAUGUUGUUUGUAUAUAUGUUGAAUGCAUAUGUGUGUGUGUGUGUGUGUGUGUGUGUGUGUGUGUAUGUAUUUAUAUGUAUAUCUUUUUUUUUUGGUAUGUAGGAGGCCAAGGCCUAAGGGAAAUUGGGGAAGGGAAAUUUGCAAGUGCUGGGGAUUGAACCUCAGUCUUGUUGAAAACCACCUCCUAAUGAAGGUGGGUGAACCAUUUGAGCUAAGCCCCAUGUUCGUAUGUAUAUCUUUGGUGGUGUGUGAGAAGCGAUUGCUGACUGGUCAGUACCAUUACAGCCAACCAUAAAUAAUCUUGUUAAAGCUAUGAGAUCUGAGGGGCUCUCUUGAAUUGCACUUUUAUGGGUUUCAAAGUCAGAUGUAGUCUUUGGACCCCAAAGAAAAGGAAAAAAAUGAGUCAAGCUUAGUCCAAAGGGAAGAUGGUGUGUGUUUAGAUUUUGAGUUAUGUUUGAAUUAGGGAAUUCAUCGGUGCCAAAUAUAGCUCCAAAUUAUUACAAGUUAAUAAUGUUUAUCGAAAUUUUAAUCAAGCAUUAGAGAAAUGCAAAUUGUCAGUUUCCCUUUCAAUUUUCAUACACGCACAUACACAUAGUUUAGCUGGUAUUAAAUCUUUGCAGUUGGGUAAGGCUGAUUUUUACCUUUUUUUCUUUAUGAGUUUGUGUCCUGAGUCAGUUUUAGAUAAAUCUUUUGCUUGUGUAAUUUCAAAUUUAUUAUAUUAUUUUAGCAUUAUCAAGUUAUAUUGUCUUAUUCCUGUGCAUGGCACUGAUGGUGGUUCUGGAAUGGGCUUCUAUUAAAACUUGUAGCUUUACCAUUGUGAAUUGUUUUGAGGUUUCUGAUUUAAUGAUUUGCAGGCUGUACGAGUUCAUAUAUACUGCUUUCAAAUUUAAUUUUGCUCAUGUUUACCAAUACAAUAAAAUACAAGAUAGUCAUAGACAUUGGUUCCAGUUCAAUGCACGAUUGUGCUGCUUACUUACAGGGAUAAUACUAAAGCUCAAUAUUUUGUGAACAGAAGAGGAGAGGAAAGGCCAAAACAGACAUAGAAAAAGCCCUCUCUCCCUCUCAUAAACUGAUUCUGUUAUGAUGCUCAGAAUCUUUGGAUCAUUAGUGGAGAAAAAGACUGCCCCAUUUCCAGAGUAAAGAUCUCGAUCACAGUGAAAACCGAAAUGGAAAGACACAUACAGAGAUUCCUAAAUAAAGUGUCAUUUGUAUCAAUCACAGCAGCCUCACUUACUCUCCUCUUCCUCUUCCUCCAAACCCCAGAAACAUGCAUCUCACCUGACGCUCCCCUAAAGCCUCACCUUAGAUUCCCCAAAUCCACCUGUGACUCUUCCCCUCGCCACUACCUUCCUCUUCCCAAGAAGAAUGCCCGCCUCUGGUCCUCCAAAUCUUGGAUGACCCAGGUCUCUUCCUUUACUCAAUUCUUCACCCAACUGUACCAAAUGGGUCUCCUAAUGAACCAAUCCAAAGUCCUCUGUGUCUCUGCUGGAGCUGGCCAUGAGGUCAUGGCUCUAUCCAAAAUGGGCCUUGAGGAUGUUACAGGUGUUGAACUGAUAGAAUCCUUGCCUUUGGUUAGCAGGGCCGAUCCCCAUAAUCUUCCCUUCUUUGAUGGGGCUUUUGAUGUUGCCUUUACCAGUCAUUUGGCAGAGUCCUUGUAUCCCAUGCAGUACGCAGGGGAGAUGGAGAGGACUGUAAGAAAAGGUGGACUGUGUGUGGUGGUUGUGAAUGAGUGUGAUGAGGAGGAAGUCAAGGAGGUUGUUAGGUUAUUUAGGAGGUCCAGGCUUCUUGGCUCCGCCGAUGUUACCUUGAAUGGAAGGAGAAUGACCAGGAUUAUAAUGAGAACUAAAGUGUCUGCUUAAUCGGUUUUUUUUUUUCAUUAUUUCAGUGAUUUAUUUUUCUUUGAUUGAGCUUACAAUUAGAUUAUAUUAACUUUGAUUUGCAUUGUUAAAUUUAUGUUAAUUUGUGUAUAUUAUUGGUGGGAAUUACUUCUUGUUGUGAAUGGAAAAAUAGAAAUUUGAUAGUUGGUUAAAACAAAUGCAGAGAGUAACCUGUGAAGGUGAAUGUUGGAACUUGGGACCAUACAAACAGGUAGAACUGAAUAAAGCCUUUAAAUGUGUUGAGAACUUUGAGGUAGACAGAUACUCUAGUCUACGUCUGGGACUGUAUUUCUUCUUUCUUAAGUGAGUCAAAAGAUGAAAUGUGGCAGCUUUGUUUUAGCGUUUUUUUUUUUACCACUUAAGUUGAGAUUCCAAGGCUUUUAUUUGUUCCAAUUGGUGUUUUUAGUCUUUGAUUGAUUCUCUUGGUUUUGUGUUUCAUUUAUUCUACUGAAGCAAUCACUGUUCUAUUGUUUCAUUGAUACUCCUUUUUUAGGUAAAAAGAGA